AUGGAGAGAAGUGAGGAGAGAGGUGGCAGUGACAAGCCUGCAAAGCAAGAGCACAGGAGUGGGGAGCCAGGGUUGAGGCUGAAGAGGGAGAUUGGUCUGUGGAGUGCGGUGUCCAUAACUGCUGGUUCUAUGAUUGGUUCUGGCAUCUUCAUGUCACCACAAGGGGUCUUGGUUUACAUGGGCAGUGCCGGAGCCAGUCUUAUUGUCUGGGCAAUCUGUGGCCUCCUGGCCCUGCUGGGUUCCCUGUGCUAUGCUGAAAUGGGCAGCCUGGUUCCUGAAUCUGGGGGAGACUAUGCCUACAUUUUGCGAACUUUUGGCUCUCUGCCCGCCUUCCUGGUUAUCUACAUGUUCGUUCUAGUGGGCAGACCAGCUGCCAUCACCGCCGUCUCUCUGAGCUUCGCUGAGUAUGUGCUGGCUCCCUUCUACCCAGGCUGCUCCUCACUACCCCAGACCCCAGUCAAGAUUGUGGCUUUUUCCUGCAUCCUGCUUCUGCUGCUGAUCAACUUCUGGAGCUCACGGAUGUCCACCGUGGUGAUGAACGUGUGCACGGCUGCCAAAGUGUUCUCACUGAUAGUCAUUGUAGUGGGUGGGGUUGUGGUGCUGGCCCAGGGCUACAGUCGCACAGAUUUCCUGCUGUCUGCCUUCCACAACACAACAAAUCAGGCUGGGCGCAUUGGCAUGGCUUUCUACCAGGGGCUCUGGUCCUUUGAUGGCUGGGCUAAUAUCAAUACAAUGGCAGAGGAGCUGAAGAACCCAAAGCAGAACCUGGUGUGGGCAGUGAUGAUUGCCAUCCCCCUGGUCACCAUCCUCUAUGUCCUGGUCAAUAUCAGCUACCUGCUGGUUAUGUCACCCUCUGAGAUUCUCUCCUCUGAUGCCAUAGCUGUGACCUGGGGGAACCAGGUUCUGGGAUCCUGGGCCUGGCUGGUGCCUGUGGCUGUUGCACUUUCGACCUUUGGUACUGUCAAUGCGGUGUUCUUCAGCGGCAGCCGAGUGUGCUACGCAGCCGCAAGAGAAGGUCACAUGCCCCAAAUCAUGUCAAUGAUUCACGUGAAUAGACUCACACCAGCCCCAGCACUGAUCUUCACCACAGCUGUGGCUUUGGUCCUGGUAUUCCCAGGAAGCUUCAGCCUCUUUGUGAACUUCCUGAGCUUUAUGUCCUGGCUCAUCUUUGGAACCACCUUUAGCUGUCUCCUGUAUUUGCGAAUAAAGACAAAGAAUCUUCCCCACGCUUACAAGGUUCCCACCUUCAUUCCUGCCUUCAUGGUCCUGGUGUCUCUCUGCCUGGUUCUGGCACCCAUCAUUGACCAGCCCCAAAUGGAAUUCUUGUACGUCUUCCUGUUCGUGCUCAGUGGCUUCCCAGUGUACUUCCUACUUUUCCACUUCCGGUGUCAACCCAAGUGUAUACAAACGGUCACUAUGCAACUCCAGCUGCUCCUGGAAGUUGCUCCAACCACUAAAGAUAAUUGACUGGGUGAUCCUAUAGGGUGCACUGCUCCCUUCAAUGCAGACCCCACUAUUCCUACUGGUUCUCUGUAGACUGACGAUGCAUAAUUCUAGUAAGCACUUGUGUUAUAGUACAGCUGCUUCCAGGUUUGGGAAUAUCUACCAGGACACUGUCACAUUUCUUUGAAACCUAUUCCUUUGACACAGGUACAGCCUUGUUUCACAAAGAAACAGCUAGUUACAGAUAGCUAUUUAAUUGCUAUUUGUAGCCUAAAUGGGUAGUCCUGAAUGAGUUUGUUCUUUGGGUUUCUGUCAUUGGAAUUCUGUAGUCUUAUUUGGCCUCUGAUGUUGCUUGAGCUGAAGAUGUGCACAUCUUGGGAUUUAAAUGGGGCCAUUUGUAUCAAAUGGGCAGAGAAGUAGAGAAAGCCAGUAUGGCAAGAAGGAUGAGGACACUAUAGGAGAGAUAUGUUUAAAAAAAUGAUGUGGCACUGAAGAAUGAGGAGGCAGGAUCUGAAAGAGUAGUUUUGAUCUUUGUCAUGUAGUUUAAGUGCCACUUGAUAUUUUUUGGGAUUUAUAUCCUCCUCCUCCUCUUUUUCUUCUUCCUCCUUCUUCUCUUUCUUCUCCUCCUCUUCCUCUUCUUCCUCCUUCUUUUUCUAUUUUUGCAAACCUGGAUAUAGGCAAGCACUGUAGCAUCAAAUUUCUUGGGAUAACUUAUACCAUAAAAUAAAUUUCUCAUUUUGCCUCCAA
Messenger RNA from Meriones unguiculatus (Mongolian gerbil), 2190 nucleotides. RefSeq names its product b(0,+)-type amino acid transporter 1-like. Gene Ontology annotation, biological process: amino acid transmembrane transport. Gene Ontology annotation, molecular function: L-amino acid transmembrane transporter activity. Gene Ontology annotation, cellular component: membrane. The transcript has 6 exons. Lineage: Eukaryota; Metazoa; Chordata; Mammalia; Rodentia; Muridae. The coding region runs from base 1 to 1467 and encodes 488 amino acids. The record is from RefSeq and is a predicted model, not a curated record.